AUGGAUAGUUUAUAUAUUUUCUUAUUUUUCUUUUUAAUUAUCAUUAUUUGUUUCUAUAUUAUAUAUAAAAAUAAAAUUAAUAAAAAUAAUAAUAAUAAUAAUAAUAAUAAUAAUGAUAAUAUUAAUUUUAAUAAUAAUAAAAAUAAUAAUAAUAAUAAUAAUAAUAAUUAUAACAAUAUUAAUAAUAAUAAUAAUAAUAAUUUUUAUUAUAAUAAUAAUAAUAUUAAUAAUUAUAACAAUAUUAAUAAUAAAAAUAAUAAUGAUAAUUUUUAUAAUAAUAAUAAUAAUAAUUUUAAUAAUGAUUAUAUGCAUAAUAAUAAUAAUAAUAUAACAUUAAAUAAUUAUAAUUAUAGAAAUUAUGAUAAUAAUAUAAUUUAUAAUAAUGAAAAUAAUAAUUACAAAGAAAAUAAUAGUUUUAAUUACAAUUAUAUUAAUAAUAAUAAUAAUAAAUGUAAAAAUGGUGUAAAAUAUUUACCAUCUCUUUUUUUCAAAGAUACACCAACGGAAACACAAGAAAGAACUACCCCAAGCAUUAAUCCCUUCAAUCUUGCCUCUAAUAAUGAUAAUAAUAAUAGUAAUAACAAUAGUAGCCAAUCAUCAGAUUUAUUAGUAUUAGAGAUUUUAAGAAGGGAUAAAGAGCAAACAGAAAGGGAAAGAUCAAACAGAGCUCUCAGAAAAGAAAUGUUAGAUUUUGCAAGAGAAAUCAGAGAAACUGAACGUUCAGAAAGAUUAAUAAGAGAAAGAGAACGUUUAGAAACUUUAGAAAAAGAAAGAAGAUUAAGAGAGCAACAAGAAUGGGAACGUACCCAAUAUUUAAUAAGAUUGGAAAGAGAACACCAAGAAAGGAGAAUAGAAAGAGAAAGAGUUGCAAGAGAGCAACAGGAAUGGGAACGUACCCAAUAUUUAUUAAGAUUGGAAAGAGAACAUCAAGAAAUGGUACGUCAAGAAACAAUAGAGAGAGAAAGAAAUGAAAGGGAAAGAAUAGAAAGAGAAAGAGUUGCAAGAGAGCAACAAGAAAGGGAACGUGCUCAAAGUUUACUAAGAGAAAGGGUACGUACAGAACAAUUUGAAAGAGAAAGAUUACAAAGAGUUGCAAGAGAGCAACAACAAGUAGAAGAAGCCCGAGAGUAUUUACGUCACCUAAAUGCAUUAAGAGAACGAUUAAAUGUAUUACUCCAACAAAGGGAAAAUAGAAGAAAUCUAGAAAGAGAACAAAGAAAUAGAGAACGUGCCCAAGAUCCAUAUACACAAGAAGAAUAUGAAAGGGUACGUAGAGAACAAUUUGAAACCUUAAGAUUGCAACAAGAAAGAUUACAACAAAUUAGAUUGCAACAAGAAAGCCAACCACAACAAAUGGAACAAGAUGAAAGCGAAAACCUUUGCACAAUUUGCUUUAAUCAGGUAGAGGCCAUUAAUAGUGCAUCAAUUGAUUGUGUUCAUAAAUUUUGCUUUGAAUGCAUUACUAGAUGGAAUUCUCGUAAUAGAUCCUGUCCAACUUGUAGACAACCAAUUACAAGUAUUAGAAGAGAUGAUCAAAAUGAGGAUUUAACAAAUGAUGCAAUGAACAUAGAUUAA
Messenger RNA from Dictyostelium purpureum, 1575 nucleotides. RefSeq lists its product as uncharacterized. Bases 1 to 1575 code for a protein of 524 amino acids. The record is from RefSeq and is a predicted model, not a curated record. NCBI's taxonomy places the organism in Eukaryota, Evosea, Eumycetozoa, Dictyosteliales, Dictyosteliaceae. The transcript has 3 exons.